Molecule: messenger RNA, 3100 nt
Organism: Sander lucioperca (pikeperch)
Lineage: Eukaryota; Metazoa; Chordata; Actinopteri; Perciformes; Percidae
Gene: arhgef38
Product: Rho guanine nucleotide exchange factor (GEF) 38
Exons: 14
Coding region: 148-2574 (808 amino acids)
Biological process (GO): intracellular signal transduction
Cellular component (GO): cytoplasm
Molecular function (GO): guanyl-nucleotide exchange factor activity; protein binding
Source: RefSeq, a predicted model, not a curated record
UGUGCAGAGCUGACAGUCAGUGCACAGUGAACACUACACCUGUUGCACUUCCCAGGCUCUCUCUGUUUUCUUUCUCCCUCUUCCUGUCCCUCUCUCUUCCCCUUCUUUUCUCCUUGACUGCUCUUAAAGGGAGCUUACAGCCUCACUAUGGAUCCCAAUGAGGCUGGCAGGGGUGAGAAGGAAAAGGAAAAAGAGAAGGACAAAGUGAUAAAGAGGAGGAACCGGCCUGUGUUCCUGCGUUACCUGGAGAGGAGAAAGACGGACACUAUUGUGGCUGAGGACUCGGCCAAAGGUGACAUCAACCUGGGGACGCUGGUGAGGAGGUGUCAGUCUGACAAGACGGAGUACAGCGCCAAACUUAAAGAGAAAAUGACACCACACGACCUGUCCACACCCCCAUCUCCAGCACUGGACCCAGAGGAAGUCCGUUUAAGGAAGAUGAACCGCAGGGCAAAGGUCAUUCAGGAGCUUGUGCAGACUGAAAAGGAUUACCUCACAGACCUGGAGCUGUGCAUCAGAGAGGUGGUCCAGCCUCUACGAAAUUUGCAGGUUGUGGAUGUAGACAGGUUGUUCACCAACACGGAGACAUUGUGUGAGGUAUCGGCAGCACUCCUUCACAGGCUGCAUGAGGCUAUUGCUGACCCUGAUCCAGAGGCAGUUGUCAUAGGAGAAAUAUUCAUCCAGGCAAAGGCAGCUUUAGAAGAUGUAUAUAAGAUUUACUGUUACCAUCAUGAUGACGCCAACAUGGCACUCAAAUCCUACGAGAAAGAUGAAGAAACAAAACAACAAUUCACCACAUGUGUAUUAUCUCUGAAGAAAAUCUACGACCAAGAAGGGAAACCCAACUUGCUGAACAUGGGUUCACUGCUCAUCAAACCGGUUCAGAGGAUCAUGAAGUACCCGCUGCUGCUCGGGGAGCUGUGGCAUGCCACACCUGAAAACCACCCGGAUUUUCAACCACUGCAACAGGCAUACACUGCUGCCAAGAUCAUCAAUGUUAACAUCAAUGAGUUCAAGAGACGCAAGGAUAUAGUUAUGAAGUAUAAGAGGUUGGAAGAUGAAGGCACAUUGAGGGGCAAACUACACAAGUUUAACAUCCACUCUAUCCGGAAGAAAGGUGACAGGUUUGCUGGCUAUCUCAAGAUCCUCACUGGAGUUGAACCACAGGUAAGAGAUGAAGUAUUUGACAGAGAGGAGAAGCUGUUCAGGAGUCUGGAGAAGGCUGUGAGGCAGUUGGCAAAGAAUGUUCAAUGUUACCUGCAGCACACUCAGGAGAUGGUGUCUGUGGCUGUUCAGAAAGUCCAGGACAUGGAAGACAUCAUUAAGGAUACAAACAAAAAUGACACAAAUGGCUCAUUGCACAGUAAUGGAAAUGACCCCUACAAGCACUUUAAAGACAGUAUGGAGCGCCUCGUCCUCGUCCCUCUGUCCUCCCUGCAAGGCAUGUUCACAGCCCCACAGAAGCUCAUCCAGAAGCGUUAUGACAAAUUGCUGGAUUACUGCAGCCGCCUGGAGCGCUCUUCCUCUUUUUCAUCCCAGUCCUCGUCAUCCACCGCUUCUUCCUCUCCUUCACUGGUGUCAGAAGACCCGUCUGGUCCCGCCAGGAGGGACUAUGAAGCUCUCAAUGCCUUGCUAGUGGAGGAGUUGCAGAGGUUCAACAUGGCCGCCUAUACUAUCCUGACCAACUGUGUGGUGUAUCUAGUGGCCCUGCUCAGAGGGCUGAUGGAUAAAAUACUACUUCGUGUCCCAUCCAUUCAUCAGCUACCAGCUCCAUUGUCAAACAUUGCUGAAGUGCAGAACAGCAUCAUGGAUGAGCUGAACAAUCUGACUUUUGUCAAGGAUAACGCACAGAAGUUAAUGGAGCGAAAAGUCAGCUUCGAGAGACAACGAGACAAGAAAAUAGCGAUGCCAGAGGUGCAGCAUCAAACUGAGGAACAGCGCGCCUGGCUGCUGGCAGAAUACCCACUGAGCCGUCUGUACCAGCUGAAGAGGAAGUGUAAUGGCUGCCAGGAGCAGGACCUUAGCCUGCUGGAGGGAGAGCUGGUAGCCCUGCUGGAGGACACAGACCCAUUAGGCAGCAGCAGCCGCUGGCUGGUUCACACUGGAGGUACCCAGGGCUACGUCUACUCCACAUUCCUGAAACAGUACAACCCUCUGAGGGACUCCCAGCGAAAAGGCCAGAUGGCCAAAGAGCAGCAACAGCAGCAGCCGCCUGCCAUGGUGGAUGAAGACUUUGACGACCUUAGCCUGUUUGUGUCAGGUAGUGGCAGCAGCAGCCUGCGCAGCUUUAACCUCAACAACACUGACAGCAGCUCAACCCUCUCUGGACUACAGGGGGAGCCAGAGAGCCCCGAAGACCUGGAGGACACACUGGACACUGAGGCUCAGCAGUUCUAUGCCGUGUAUGCAUUUCAAGCACGCUGUGACCAGGAGCUGACCUUGCAGGAGUACCAGCAUGUCCGCAUCAUUCAGUUCUGUGACCUGGGAGGCAAUAAGGAUUGGUGGUUAGCUGAGGCUAACGGACAGAAGGGAUAUGUCCCUGCCAACUACCUUGGCAGGAUGUCCUAUGCAUAAGGAUAUCCAGAAAACUAAACCAAAAACCAACCUGUGGCAUUUUUAACAAACUCACUUACACUUUACAUAUUUGAAAUAGUCUUAACUGUAAAACGUAUCACAUUUCUGCUUUGUGAAAGUCAGAAAUGCACUAGCUAUCACUAGAUCUUAUAUGUCUCAUACCAAAAGUGUUGAUCUUGAAUCUGCUUUGCCUUUAGAUCAGAACAAGAGAGCUCACCAAUGGGACUUGACCAGUAAUCUGUGAUAAUUAAUAUAAAUAAUGGUAGGAAAAUACAAGGCACUGUGCCGAGCACUUUUUCUACAUCAGUGUUGUUGAGUUUAGAUUGAUAAUGAAGAAGAAUUUUAUUCAUUAAGUAAAUUUUAUAUGUGAACUGAUUAACAGAUGAAGUAAAUGUUAUAUGUGAAAUUAUUCAUACAUGAAGUAUAUAUAUAUAUAUAUUUUCUGUGAAUGUGAAAUGAAGAAAUCUAUGAUGUCAUUGUUUAUAUUUUAACAAUUCUGUCAGGAAUAAAUAUGAUCCGUUCUCCA